This is a messenger RNA of Artibeus jamaicensis (Jamaican fruit-eating bat), 14896 nucleotides long. RefSeq names its product myosin phosphatase Rho interacting protein (gene MPRIP). Gene Ontology annotation, biological process: actin filament organization. Gene Ontology annotation, cellular component: actin cytoskeleton. The record is from RefSeq and is a predicted model, not a curated record. Bases 527 to 7798 code for a protein of 2423 amino acids. Gene Ontology annotation, molecular function: actin filament binding. NCBI's taxonomy places the organism in Eukaryota, Metazoa, Chordata, Mammalia, Chiroptera, Phyllostomidae. The transcript has 25 exons.
CCGAGAGUGCGCGAGGCUCAGCUACCAUUUGCUUCGGCCGCGGGGCGCCCGGGGCACUGGCGCUGGUACCAACUGCGGGGGCCCGCUGCGACCCAGUACCUGAGAGGCGGGCCCGAGCGCGGGGAGGCAGCGGGCCCAGAAGGCCGCGUCCAUGGGCCUACAACGUCCGGGCUGUGGCUGUACAGGCGGGCGGCGGGGACCGCGCGCUCUGUGAGGGCCUGGGGUUCAGGGCCCGGCGAGGAGGUGUCCGGGCGCGCCGUGUAUCGCAGCGCCGUCGUGCGAGGAGAGGCCCGGCCCGUAUCUUGGCGCUAGCGAAGCCACCCUGACUGCUGGGGACGCGCUCCGGCCUGUGUCUGCGGCCCGGCAGUGAGGUGGCGGCCGGCACGGGCUUGCCGCGGCUCCCGCUCUGUGCACGGCCUCAGUCUCCCAAGCCCGCCGUGCAUGGUGCCGCCGCCCCUCCAGCCUUCGUCCGCUGCGGAGCGCGCCGGACCAGGCGGUCGGGCCUCGCCGCGCCGCCGCGCCGACCAUGUCGGCGGCCAAGGAGAACCCGUGCAGGAAAUUCCAGGCCAACAUCUUCAACAAGAGCAAGUGUCAGAACUGCUUCAAGCCUCGGGAGUCGCAUCUGCUCAACGACGAGGACUUGACGCAGGCAAAACCCAUUUAUGGUGGCUGGCUGCUUCUGGCUCCAGAUGGGACUGACUUUGACAACCCAGUGCAUCGGUCUCGGAAGUGGCAGCGACGGUUCUUUAUCCUGUACGAACACGGACUUCUACGCUAUGCCCUGGAUGAGAUGCCCACAACCCUCCCUCAGGGAACCAUCAACAUGAACCAGUGUACAGACGUGGUGGACGGAGAGGGCCGGACGGGCCAGAAGUUCUCCUUGUGCAUUCUGACACCUGAGAAGGAGCAUUUCAUCCGGGCAGAGUCCAAGGAGAUUAUCAGUGGGUGGUUAGAGAUGCUCAUGAUCUAUCCCAGGACCAACAAGCAGAACCAGAAGAAGAAGCGGAAAGUGGAGCCUCCCACGCCACAGGAGCCAGGGCCAGCCAAGAUGGCCGUCACCACCACCAGCAGCAGCAUCCCCAGUGCGGAGAAAGUCCCCACCACCAAGUCCACACUCUGGCAGGAGGAAAUGAGGGCCAAGGACCAGCCAGAUGGGAGUAGCCUGAGUCCAGCUCAGAGUCCCAGCCAGAGCCAGCCUUCUGCAACCAGCACCCUUAGGGAACCUGGACUAGAGGGCAAAGAUGAGGAGAGCAUCAUGAACAGUGACCGCAUGGACUGUGGCCGCAAAGUCCGGGUGGAGAGCGGCUACUUCUCCUUGGAGAAGACCAAGCAGGAUUUGAAGGCCGAGGAACAGCAGCUGCCCCAGCCAGUCUCCCCUCCCAGCCCCAGCAUUCCCAAUAACAGGUAUAGUGGCCCCAGACCGCCCUCCCAGGAGCUUGGUCAUCCCCUUCCUUCCCCAGGUCCUCGACCCCCCUGUCGAAUGGUCUGCAGCAGCUACCUCAGCUCUCUGGAUGUGGCCAGCCAGCCCCCCGCUCACAUGGACUCCGGCAGCACUGGGGGGCGGGGAGCAGAGAGACUGGGUUGCACCCUUGCCUUUAAAGCCAGCAGGCGGUAUGCCACCUUGGCCGACGUCCCUAAGGCCAUCAGGAUCAGCCACCGAGAAGCCUUCCAGGUGGAGAGAAGGAGGUUGGAGCGUAGCACUCGGGGCCGGAGCCCUGGCAGGGAAGAGGUGGCCCGUCUGUUUGGCAACGAGAGGAGGAGGUCCCAGGUAAUUGAGAAAUUUGAGGCCUUGGAUAUUGAGAAGGCAGAGCACAUGGAAACCAACUUAUCAGCUGGACCCUCACAAUCAAGCGACACUCGCCAGGGCCGUAGUGAGAAGAGGGCAUUCCCCAAGAAGCGGGACCUCCCCAGUGAAGCCCCCACAGCUCCUCUCCUGGAUGCCUCAGCCUCCCCCCUGUCUCCACACCGAAGAGCCAAGUCACUGGACAGGAGGUCCAUGGAGUCCUCCCUGACGCCUGACCUGCUGAAUUUCAAGAAAGGCUGGCUGACCAAGCAGUACGAAGAUGGCCAGUGGAAGAAAUACUGGUUUGUCCUUGCUGAUCAAAGCCUGAGAUACUAUAGGGAUUCGGUGGCUGAGGAGGCAGCUGACUUGGAUGGGGAAAUUGACUUGUCUACGUGUUAUGGUGUCACAGAGUAUCCAGUCCAGAGAAAUUAUGGCUUUCAGAUACAUACAAAGGAGGGCGAAUUCACCCUCUCUGCCAUGACGUCUGGGAUCCGGCGGAAUUGGAUCCAGACCAUCAUGAAGCAUGUCCAUCCGACCUCUGCCCCUGAUGUGACAAGCUCAUUGCCUGAGGAGAAGAACCGGAAUAGCUCCUCCUUUGAGACUUGCCUGAGGUCAAGUGAGAAGCAAGAGAUGGAGCCCAGAGAGCCAGAUCCUGAGCAGAAGAGGAGCCGUGCUCGGGAGCGGAGACGGGAGGGACGAUCCAAGACCUUUGAUUGGGCUGAGUUCCGCCCCUUGCAGCAGGCCCUGGCUAAGGAGAGGGCCAGUGCCACAGUGCCCCCUGACAUGCUCCCUGAGGCAGAGUCAGGAGAGCUGGAGCGGGAACGUGCUCGGAGGCGGGAAGAACGCCGCAAGCGCUUUGGGAUGCUCGACACUGUAGAUGGGACAGCCACUGACGAUACAGCCUUGCGGAUGGAGGUUGAUCGGAGCCCGGGGCCGCCUGUGUCCCCCAACCCCAAGACACAGAACGUCCAUGUGGAGAUCGAACAGCGGUGGCAUCAGGUGGAGACCACCCCUCUACGGGAAGAAAAGCAGGUGCCCAUUGCCCCUCUGCACCUGUCCUGUGAGGACAGAAGUGACAGGCUCUCCAAUCAUGAGCUGACCUCUCUGCUGGAAAAGGAGUUGGAGCAGAGCCAGAAGGAGGCCUCGGACCUUUUGGAGCAAAACCGGCUCCUGCAGGAUCAACUGAGAGUGGCUCUGGGCCGGGAGCAGAGUGCCCGGGAGGGCUAUGUGCUGCAGACUGAAGUGGCCACCUCCCAACCUGGUGCCUGGCAGAGGCUCCACAGAGUCAAUCAAGAUCUGCAAAGGGAGCUGGAGGUCCAGUGCUGGCGCCAGGGGCUAACCACGCAGCAGACCCAGGCCCCGAAGCGCAGCUACAGGGAGGCCAAGGACACAGUCCAGCACCACGAGACAGAGAUCCACAGCCUUCAGGCGAGGCUCAGUAAUGCUGCCGCUGAGCUUACCAUCAAGGAACAGGCACUGGCCAGGCUCAAGGAUGACCUGAAACUGGAGAAAGACAAGGUCCGUGAGCAUUUGGAGGAGUGGAAGCACAGCAAGGCUGUGCUGAGCGGUCAGCUUCAGGCCAGUGAGCAGAAGCUUAAGAGCACAGAGGCCCUGCUGGUGGAGAAGACACAGGCACUGCGGUACCUGGAGACACAACAGGCGCUGCAGAGGGACCGGCAGAAGGAGGUGCAAAGGCUGCAGGAGCGCAUCACUGAUCUCAGCCAGCAGCUCAGCGCCAGUGAGCAAGCCCAGCGGCUAAUGGAGGAGAAGCUGCAGAGGAACUAUGAGCUGCUGCUGGAGAGCUGUGAGAAAGAGAAGCAGGUGCUGCUGCAGAACCUGAGGCAGGUGGAGGACAAGGCUAGCGCCUAUGAGGACCAGCUCCAGGACCACGAACGACAGAUGGAGCUCCUCCAGAAGGAGAAGCUUAGUGCCCGGUUUGAGGGCAGCGAGGCCAUGCACCAGCUGGAGGAGCAGCUACAGGUAAAGGAGGCCAGCAUCCACAAGCUGGCUGAGCAUGUCCAAAGCCUCAGAGACGAGCGGGACCUGAUCAAGCAACGCUUCCAGGAGCUGAUGGAGCGCAUUGCCCUGUCUGAUGGGGACAUAGCUGAGCUUCAGAAGAAGCUGAGGGGAAGAGAGGCAGACUACCAGAACCUGGAACACUCCUACAGGAGAGUAGCCAGCCAGCUCCAGGACAUGCACACUCUGCUGAAAGAAAAGGAGGAAGAGCUGAAGCACAUCAAGGAAAUGCAUGAGAAAGUUCUGGAAAAGAAAGAUCAGGACCUCAAUGAGGCUUUGGUUAAAAUGGUUGCCUUGGGGAGCAGCUUAGAGGAAACAGAAAUGAAGCUCCAGACAAAGGAAGAAAUUUUAAGGAAGUUUACAAAGGCAUCAUUAGAGGAAGUUGAGGAGCUUCAGAGCUCCCUGGAAGAAGCAGAGGAGGAUGGCAUUGCACUUUCAGGCCCACAGCUCCAAGCCUCAGGCUCAUCUCCAGGCUUCCCACCCUUGAGGCUCGAGGAGGACGACCCAGGGGCUGCUCUUAGGGAGAAACAUAGGCACAGCAGCCCUAGGACAGAAGUGAGCAUGAUGCCCCCAAAGUCAGAAGUGCCCAACAAGGAGGGGCACGUGAAGAACACAGCAAAAUGUGAGCAGGGGGUACCCAGCGUGAAAAGGCAAAGAAUCCGGUUCUCUACAAUCCAGUGCCAGAAAUACACCCAGGCUGAUGGGUCCGAGAAAACCUGGACCAGUAGCACAUCUUCUGAUACUAGUCAAGACCGGUCACCCUCAGAGGAAAGCAUGUCAUCAGAGGCCACCCUGAGCUCUCUUCCUGCAGCCAGUGAUUCUGACACCUACCUCUCCAUAAUACACUCCCUGGAGACCAAGCUCUACAUCACAGAAGAGAAGCUCAAAGAUGUGACAGUGAAGCUGGAGAGCCAGCAGGGCCAGAGCCAGGAGGCUCUGCUCACGCUGCACCACCAGUGGGCCAGCACUGAGGCAAGGCUCCGAGAGCAGCUCCGUGCCAGCCUACUCCAGGUUGGCAUGCUGGCCUCCCAGCUGGAGCAGGAAAAACAGGCUAGGGCAAAGAUAGUUGAAAAUCACGUCGGAGAACUUGGCAAUUUCCAGGUAAAAAACACCCAGGCCUUGGCUUGCUUGGAAAAUUGCCGCGAACAAUUACGAUCUCUGCCAGGGUCUGGCCAGGAGGAAGCACAGGAGGCAGGAGCGGGCCCCCUGGCCAGCAUGGAGAGAGUGUUAGUCCACGCCAUCCAGGCCCUACAUCACUGGCCAGCCCCUGCAGACAGCGGGGCCCAUGCUCAGCUAGAGGAAGGGAGCGUCUUGGAGAAAGGGAAAGAGACUUUGCAGCAGCCACCUCACCUGCCUGAACUAACUGAGCAGGAGCAGCUUAAGCUACUUUCUGAUCAAAUAGCUCUGGAAGCCUCACUGAUAAACCAAAUAGCAGACUCUUUAAAAAACACAACAUCAGAUAUCUCACGCGUUCUCCAUGAGAUUUCUCAGUCAGGGAGGUUGCCUCUGGAGUCUGGAAGUGCUGCAGUUUGUCUUGGGGCUGCAGCAGACACCUGGGCUAAGAAAGUGCUGGUGGAUGGUGAAUUCUGGAGCCAGGUUGAGUCCCUGAGUAAGCACCUGGGGAUGGUGGGAGGAGAGGCGGCCAGUGUAUCAGGAGGUGGGCAGCAGAGCAUCCCACAAGCCCUAGUCCCUGCCCUGGCAGAUGCUACAUGGGUCAGGGCGGAGCUCAGCUUUGCUGUGCAGUCAUUGAGGGAAUCAUUCCACCGUCGGUUGCAGAGCAUCCAGGAGACUCUCCAGGGGACCCAGAUGGCCCUGCAGCAGCAUAAGCACAUGCUGGGGGAAAUCCUGGGAACCUACCAAACCCCUGAAUUUGAUAAAGUGAUGCAGCAGGUCUCGGAAGCCCUCUCGCUUUCAGCAGGCAUUGCAGAUGGUGUGCAGGUAUCCUGGGAGUUGAGCUCAUUAGGAGAAGAACUGAGUCAUCGAGAUGUAGCCAGCUCCCAGGAACCCUUUCCCUUGUCUGAUCAGAGCUCUGGGACCCUCGUUGCUAUUCAGGAAGAACUCGCCCUGCAGCUUAAAGAUAAGGCCAGCCUCUUAAGAGAUAUAUCUGCCUCUUUAACUUCUCUUCCCACUGUGGAAUCAGUAAGAGAUUGUCAGAAGCUUCUUCAGGUGUCCCAAAAUCUUUCCUAUAACACUUAUUUGGGAGGCCUUGGUCAAUAUUCUUCAUUAUUAGUUAAAGAUGCAAUUAUUCAGGCACAAGUGUGUUAUGCAGCCUGCAAAAUCCGUCUGGAGUAUGAAAAGGAGCUCCAGUGCUACAAGGAGUCCUGGCAGAGCACAGGGGCCUCCUGUCAGGAGCACGAGCAGGUUGUUGGGGCCCUGAGGGAGGAAUACAAGGAACUUCUCCAGAAGCAGAAGAGCGAGUACCUAGAAGUGAUUGCCAUCGUUCAAAGGGAAAAUGCAGAGCUCAAGGCCCAGGUCACCCAGCUAGACCAUCAGCAGAAGUACCUGGAAGAAGUGGAAAGCAAGCACAGCGAGAACAUGUUUGCCCUGCAAGGGAGGUAUGAGGAGGAAAUCAGGUGUGUGGUGGAGCAGUUGAACAGAGCAGAGAAUACACUGCAGGCUGAGCACAGCAGAGUCCUCAGUCAGCUGGAUGCCUCUGUCAGAGACAGGCAGGACUUAGAGAGGCACCACGUGGAGCAGAUGCAGACCCUGGAGGACAAGUUCCAGCUUAAGGUCAAAGAGCUACAGACCAUCCAUGAGGAAGAGCUGAGGAUCUUGCAGGAGCACUACUCCCAGAACCUCCAGUGCCUGCAGGAGAGACUCUGCCACUACCAGGGGCGGCCCCCGGAAGCCCUCCUGGCUAGCAGCCCCCACAAGCUGCCCACCUCCACCUGGCCAGCCACCCAGCCCCAGGAGUCCCUGCAGGUGGCCACUGGGGAGACUGAUUCCAUGACAGGGCUGAGAGAGCGCAUCCAGGAGCUGGAGGCACAGAUGGACAUCAUGCGGGAGGAGCUGGAGCACAAGGACCUGGAGGGCAACACAGCUACACUGCGGGAGAAGUACCAGAAAGACUUUGAGAACCUUAAGGCCACAUGCGAACGUGGGUUUGCAGCAAUGGAGGAAACACACCAGAAAAAGAUUGAAGAUCUCCAGAGGCAGCACCAGCGGGAACUGGAGAAACUGCGGGAAGAGAAAGACCGUCUCCUGGCUGAGGAAACUGCGGCCACCAUCUCAGCCAUUGAAGCCAUGAAGAAUGCCCACCGGGAGGAAAUGGAGCGCGAGUUGGAGAAGAGCCAGCGGUCCCAGAUCAGCAGCAUCAACUCAGACAUCGAGGCCCUGCGGCGGCAGUAUCUGGAGGAGUUGCAGUCGGUGCAGCGGGAGCUGGAGGUCCUCUCCGAGCAGUACUCACAGAAGUGCCUGGAGAAUGCCCACCUCGCCCAGGCGCUAGAGGCUGAGCGGCAGGCCCUACGGCAGUGCCAACGCGAGAACCAGGAGCUCAACGCCCACAAUCAGGAGCUGAACAACCGCCUGGCUGCGGAAAUUGCACGAUUACGGACACUGCUGACUGGAGAUGCUGGUGGGGAGGCUGCUGGCUCACCCCUCACACAGGGCAAGGAUGCCUAUGAGUUAGAGGUCUUACUACGAGUCAAGGAAUCGGAAAUACAGUACCUAAAACAGGAGAUCAGCUCUCUCAAGGACGAGCUCCAGACGGCAUUGCGGGACAAGAAAUAUGCUAGUGACAAGUACAAAGACAUCUACACAGAACUGAGCAUCGUGAGGGCAAAGGCUGACUGUGAUAUCAGCAGGUUGAAAGAGCAGCUGAAAACAGCCACAGAAGCACUGGGUGAAAAAUCCCCUGAGAACACCCCUGUGUCAGGAUAUGAUAUAAUGAAAUCUAAAAGCAACCCUGACUUCCUAAAAAAGGACAGAUCCUGUGUGAGUCGGCAACUCAGGAACAUCAGAUCCAAGUCCGUAAUUGAGCAGGUCUCAUGGGAUAACUGAAACGAGCCCGCUUCCAGGUCCCUUGUCAUAGUCUAAAGGAAGGCUUGACGGUGCAAGAACGCUUGAAGCUCUUUGAAUCCAGGGACUUGAAGAAAGACUGACUGUCCCAUUCCGAUUGAACACACACCCUUCCCAGCUUGUGGCAGCACAACCCAAAUGCUACUUUUUGUCUGUACCUUUAUUUUUAUUAUUAUUGUUAUUGUCAUUAUUAACUGUGGGUAUGGAUGCAUGAGAGACUAGUUUAUGGGUUGUUCACACCAUUCCCUGCUGUGCUGAUUCCAGCUUCCUCUUGGCUCUGUCUGAGCUGUUACUCCUUGGUUCUUCUAAAACAAGCCAGGCAGUGGGGGCUGCAAGGGCCAUCUGCUCUAGCUGGGUCUGUGCUGGGAGUCCCUGCUGUCGUCCGCCUCACUCACUGUCAAUAUUAAGGCCCAGCAGCCUAUUGAAAAGCUGGCUCUGUCUCAUCAAGAGCACUGGGGAGAGGGACAGAGAGAGAGAAUCAGGCCCAGGGGCCUGUAGCUCUGCUGCAUACUGAGUCCCUUGGAGAGAGAACAAGCCAUUGGGAUGUGGUUUUACCUAGAUUACAACACUGACAACUUGCUAGCUAUGGGAGGAGCUGGGGGAGCAGGGCGAAGGGCAUGGUGUAUGCCACCAGUUAGCUUGAGGGAAGGUCAGCAUUUUAUAUUUGUUCCACUAAUGCAGCUUAGAACCACACCCCAGAUAAUUGUGGUAAACUUUUCACAACCUUGAAAAUGUUGAAAACAGCCUUUCCUAUUUUUGUUUUUUUUAUUAAAUCUUGCACAAAACCCCAGCCCUCUCAUUCCUUCCUCUGCUCAGUCCUUUCUGUGGUCGCCAGUCUGGUCUUUCCGCACCUGCCUGGCCUGUUGACCUGUGGCAUGGGGUUUCGGACUGUAAUUGCUAAUGAUGAUGAAUUCCCCCCAGGUAUGUCGUUUGUGAGGACAGGUGAUUUAUCUCUGUAACCUCUCUGUAAAUAAACCUCAUGUUACUUUUGAAAAGGUUAGGCAAAGACCCCUAUGUUAAGUCAAGGAGAAAAUGCAGAGGAUGUCAAUCAGAUGAGAAUGGCCCAUUAUUUUUUGUUCUUAACUCCAAUCUGAGACCUGAAGAGUUCUCUUUUAGCAUUUAGAGAACCUAAAGUAAACCUAUUAUAAUUCUGAUUUUUUAACAGUUUGAAUAAGACCUUUAUAACUGCCACAAAACACUCUACAACACUUCUUGUAAAGACUUAAAUUGGAGUUUUUCUCAUAGGCCCAUGGAAACUGUUCAUCCUGAGAUAAGAAGUAUAACAAAACCAAGGGGAGCCAGCUCUGCUGCCUUAGCAGCAAGGGGCAGGCUGAGAGCAGAAUGUCUGGGGGAACUCCCUCCAGCUGUCCUGUAUCUGUUGGUCUGUUGAUUGUACUGCCAAGAGCAUGUGUCUGCUCUGUUGUAAUGCUUGCGUGAGUUUGAUAGUCUGUAGGUACACAGAUACUUGGGGAGUAAAAAUGUAGAGGUGUCUUGCUCAGUUUCUAGAUUUGAAAACAAGGUCAUUUGGGAAGAGCCCCAGAAAGGCCAGACAAAAGGCACUUGCUUGGUGCUGUCUGCUCACUGCAGUGGCUGAGGAGCUGCAUGCUGGCCUCAGCCGUCCCUGUUCACACCUGUAACUCUUUGGCGUAAUGCUUUCCUUCUUCCAUGGUGGUUUUUUUUUUCUUUGUUUGUUUUUUACUUCUUUUUACCCUUUAAUCCUCACCUGAGGACAUCUACUGUUUUUUUAGAGAGGAAGAGGCAGGGUUGGGGGGAGAAAAGAAACAUUUGAUAGGUUAUAUCCCAUAUGUGCCCUGACCAGUGAUCAAACUUGCAACCUUGGUGUACCAGGAUGAUGCUCCAGCCAACUAAGCCCCUCCCAGUGAGGGCUGUUCUAUGUUUUUAAAAGAUCAGCUCUGUUUUUUAAAUUCUACUUACCAGAUACCCCCUGACAUGUAGAUUGGCAGCAUUUUUAAAGGGCGGUGACCUUUCUGUGUCAUGCUCAGAAUGGGAGUGAACAGAAGGAGUAUUUGGGACCUGCAGUCCUACUCUCUUCAGCAGGUAUCCUCUGGGGCAGAGUGUGGUGACACUCAGCAGAUCUGAGGGACAGGCCUAUCCACCUUGUCCUCCGUGUGGCUGUCUGGGCACUACGGUUUUAUGUCGCUCCUUCCGAGAACUUGCCUUAUCAAGCCGGUGUCCUUUGUGAGUGCCCUGCAGCCUCAAGGACUCUUCUCUCCAGGUGACCCCUUCGCUCUAUCCCUCCCUGAGGUUUCCAAGGCAGGUCCUGCAUGGAGUCAAGCUCCAUCUGCCUUCUGUUGUGAAGGUUUGAAAUCUGCAGUUGAAUAGGUAAAAGAGCAUUCAUUUUACUGACUUUUCCUUUGACAUGAGAUCUCAGGAAUCCUGGGGAACAAAUGUGUUAGGUACAGCAUUUGGGGGUCAAAGGGAGACUGAGGGAGACCUCCUGUCAUGGCAGCCUCUAUAAAGGACUCUCCCACUCACUCUAGAACAACAGGACUCAUUUGCCAGGGGCUGGUUCAGUCUGGGGGUUACCAGGAAAUGGACUGCGAGUGCUAAGGUGGCUGAGAAAUGGGGGCACUCUGACUCCUCUAAGAAAAGGCUGGUUAUGCUGCAGCCUCCCAUACAGUGCGCAGCCCUCCCUUGGCGUGGCUGAGUGCCAUUACAUGUUGAUGACAACUGUCAGGCUCCAAGCCAGGGCUGGGUGUCCCAGUGCUCAGUCCUGGUCUCCAACUAGAAUGAGCACACAGGACAGAACAAAGAGGGCCUUCACUUCUGGCCUGCAUGUCCCACCAUGGUACUGCCACAGUCCCCACUGUACAGUGUCCUCUGUGUUCCAUGAACCCACUAAACCCCAGGGAAGAAUUUAGCCACCUAAACCACUGAGGAGAGAAGGAGUAACAGUGUGGAGGUCAGGCUGGUUUCUGUAUUGUUACAGAAAGGUCCUCAGGUCAGGCCUGAGCUGCCGCUGGGGCUGUGGCCAGGGGAGCAUAGGGGACGAUGAGUCCCAGUGCUCCAUGCUUGGCUGCUCCCAGUAGGAGCCAAGCAGUGGGUGCAUCCCACCCCCUCCCCAGGAGCCAAAUGUUAACAGGCAAAACUCUUCACAGUUGUAACUACUUUCCUGUAAAUGUUUGCUUCAUUUACAGUCUGCUAGCACCUGCACAUAAACUGUGGCAAUCAUAAUGGCAAAACUUCCCUUGACAAUUUUGUGAACAUACACACCAAUCACAGCAUGCACACGCACUUUCUAAUUCUUUUACCACUCGUGAUGCCAGUACUUGAGCAGAUAUGAAGGUGGUUAUUUCCAGAGGACUGUGGCCAUCAGCAGCCUCCCUGGCAGAGGUGCGACAGUGGGCGGGGUGAGGUGGCAGGCAGAGCACUUGGCCACUAGAAGUUGAAGUUUGUGCAAUAAGGUGUCACGAUGAGUCUGAAUUUGUGGGAGGAAGUGCUGGCUGUCCUGGGGGGUGCUGCUGGAGGCUGUGGUGGGAAUGUGUGGGUUUGAGAGGAGCUAAGAUCAGAGGCCGCUCCCUACAAGUCCUGCAGCGUCCAGAUCCAGUCACUUGCUCACUGACCCAACACUUCGCACCCAACACUGUGGCCUCCCAUGGGCCACACUUUUGAAGAGAGAAAACGGCAAUUUUUAAGGCAGUUGUGGCUCUUGGAAUCUGCCUGAAAGGAAUUCUGACCAAAAGGCCAGGAAACAAAGCAGACAGCCCAAAAAGCAUUUUUGAUGGAGAUGCAUUUAUACCAUUUGUUUCACCACAGAGGGAGGUGGGACACUGUCCUUUUAUCACUGUUGCCUAGGGUUCCCUUCAGCAAUUCUGUUUCUACACUUGGGUUGGGGGCGUGUGGUGUGGCACAGUGCCUGCCCGAAUCCUGCAGGGCCUGGAGGCUGAGCGACAGCCCUGUGACCUCUUUUCUCCAGCUCUGAAAUGACAAGGGUGUGCCCUGUGGCCUCAUUUCGGAGGGAGGGGCAGUGGGGAGCCUUUCCUGCUCCCCACUCCCUGAUGCCUGCGAGGUGUCUUCAUGGCUGACCACACUCGGCCACUCACUCACUGACGUAUCUAGGUCUCAGACAGUUCUUUAGGGAUUUAAAGCUGUUUUCAGUUAGAGUGAAGAAAAUAUAACCCAUCAACAUUUAUUUUUCAUGAAAUAAAAGUUUAUACAUUAUUGUCCUAAGGAAGGUUGAAAUUUAACAGUCUCAUUUGCAACAUUGAAUUUGUGUUAACAUUUAACACAAUUUCAAAAAGGAUUCAGUCACUCCCUUUAUCACCAAAAGGGGAGGGGUGGGAUUUUAAGUAUUUCCAAAGUUUUACAAAGGACAGGGAAGUACACAGUAUUGUACUUCAAAGGAAUUUAAUGCUAGAGGAAAAAAAUUGGCACAUUAAUUGAAAGUUUCACUUCUCUGGAAAAAUCAGUGGAAUAUCUCAUACCCUGAAAAUCCUGGACAACCAAGUUACUACAGUGUUUUAUGUUAAAUAGGAAUUUGCUUUAUAAAUAAAUUUUAACUGUUGCCCUAACAUUUUCUCCACUCAGUUGAGAUUAGUGAACAGUCCUCGGUGCCCUGGUCCAGUAGUGUCCACUGGACCUUUAUGAAAGGACUUGGGAGGAAUGCUGCUGAAAACUUUAUUCUAAAGGUCCUUAUUAUGAAGGUAUUUGCACCCCAUUUUUUCUGUCAUUCAUCAUAGGCUCUUCUCCCUUGUCAUUCUUGAGAGAAGAGUUAGUUACUGGACUGACCAGUCAGAAAGGGACUGAGGGUCCCUUUCUCAGUCAGUGCGGACUGAGGAGCCACCAGGGGACUUUCCACAAAGGUCAUGCUUCCAAGUCAACCAGUAUGCAGACGCCUCUCCUCUGGCUUUUCCAUGCCACCAAAUCCCUAAAACGCCUGUGCUCAGCCAGAUAUCAGACUUCUAAUUCUAGAAAAGGUCUUUUUAUUCACCUGACACCUGAAGGACUUGGUCUAAAGGUCAAGUCCUUCACCACACAGCAGGGCAGUGUGGGACAAUUUCUUCUUCCACAACAGGCCACGUGCUAUCAGUCCUCAGACUGCCCUCAGGAGAUAGGAGAGUGGGGACAGGCUGGUGCACUGUGUACAAUCUUGCAUGUUCUUACACAUGUACAAACACCUUUGGCAAGUUCACACUUUCCACAGUUGAAAACUGAAAUAAGGAUCAACCUUAAGUGAGGUCUAGUAAAACCUCUUUUCUUAGGUUCUUUCAUAGGAAGACAACAUAAACCUGUAUGAUGGUGCACAUUGUCAGUUUCUCUCGUUUUGUCUACUGGAAAAGACCUGGCCUCACUCCUUGGCCCUUUUGAGCACAGUUUAAGUUUCAAGUCUUGAUGUUUCUCUGUAAUGGGCAGAGGCCUACGUUUUCCGAAGUCUUUCAGCCAGACUCACAGAGCAGGAGUAAUAGCUCCACACUAGACCGCUCCCAGGGAUGGCAUAACACACCUUGGGUCCCUUUCCUCUAGGUGUGCACACAGGACUGUGUGACAACUUCAGCUACAGUGCUCAGAGUGCUUCCAAUUUCUCUGUAUUUAAAAGAAGCUGUUUUUUUUCUUCUAAGUAACUUGUAUGUAUAUUAUUCAGACUAAGCAUUGUAAAUAUUACUCAGAAGUUACUAUAGGAUUUUUGUGACAAAAUGUUUUUUUAAGUUGUAUACAGAUAAUCGCUUUUUAAGGUAGGGAGAACAGCUUUGGGUACAACAUUGAACCCCACUCAACAUUAUAAGGAAAUGCUUUUAAUGACUUUCUAAAAGCUUUGGUCAUUGAACAGGUGGUUUUAAAGACUGUAUAUUGUAUAUACAAUAACGAUGACCCCAUACCAAAACACUGUUUUUUGUUGAAAAAACUAAUACUUGUUAUUGGUAGAGCUAUUUAAAAUCCUGGCAGGGGGAAAAAAAUCCUAGCUGAAAAUUAAAAGAACAACCUGUUGGUUACAUCUUUACCAAACCCUUCCAUACAGUAAUCUAAGACUUGUUAGGAGGCAGUUUUGGUGUCAGGGGACUGUGCCUGGGAAGCUCUAUAUGCAGAGUCCAGCUGAGCAUCUGGACUUCCCCAGCCCUGGGGCUGUAUUAUUAGCAUAAAGGCCACAAAAUACUUAAGAAUUGGAUGGUCCAAUAGAGGGAGAUGUAGAAGUCUUAGGUAAACUCAGCAGCAAUCGGAAUCACAGCACUGCCAGGGAGCCUUCCCAGGUGCAGUUGGAGCUCACGGUGAAGAAACCAUCAGGUGUGCUCAGCCUGCCUGCCUGCCGUCACGUUUCCAUACCCUUUGCACUUUCUCCCUUUACAACUAGUUAUAUCACAUACUUCAGUUUUAUAGAAAGCUAGGAAUAGGUUAAGAAGACCACUAAAUUACUGUUAUGUUUAUAUCACAAAACUUUAAUUAAAAUGGAUUUUAGGAUUUACCUUUCAUAUUUACAACAUAUCUACUCACUUAUUGUUAGGAUUCAAACCAGUUAAGAAUUGAUUCAUGUGGUAUUCCUAAGUAAUAUUUACUAAGUGGUUCCUCAACAAUUAUAAUCAGUGAUUUUUCUAUCAGGGUGAAUGUCUCAAUUCAGCUACUGAAGACAAAAACAUACUAUGCCAACCUGCUGGGAGAGCUGCUAUACAAACAGUGAAAAAAUGUAGAUCACUUCCCUGUCGUGAGGAGUCUGGGAGUAAAUCACAGCAAUCACUUCUGCCACUAAUUUUUUCAAAAAUUAGUUGAACAGGCAGAUAAUGCCUGUUCAAAGAACAAACUUGGAUAAAGUAAUGUGUUUAAUUUCUGUACUAAUGCUAAAUGAUACUGUUCACCAAACUAAAUGUCACCUGCAGAAGAAAGCAGAGGCCUAAGGGGCCCAGGUGACUCCUUAGCAUACUUGGGCUCCACCAGAAGCCUCAGGCCUGAAACAGCUCCCAGAAGCAGACUCCACUGGAUGGAUCGUUCUCUGCCGGCUGCUGGGGUCCUGAAGAGAAGAGCCUGGUCAGUGAAGAUGCUCUCUGUUUUGGACAAUUCAAGAAUGUGAUGGUUUAGUUUUACGCUUUUUUAAAAAAUAAAGUUUCUAAUAAACUGCUCACUAUAACUGAA